Drosophila innubila is the source of this 1086-nucleotide messenger RNA. RefSeq names its product mediator of RNA polymerase II transcription subunit 31 (gene MED31). Gene Ontology annotation, molecular function: transcription coregulator activity. The transcript has 4 exons. Bases 261 to 1028 code for a protein of 255 amino acids. Gene Ontology annotation, cellular component: core mediator complex; mediator complex. Gene Ontology annotation, biological process: regulation of transcription by RNA polymerase II. Lineage: Eukaryota; Metazoa; Arthropoda; Insecta; Diptera; Drosophilidae. The record is from RefSeq and is a predicted model, not a curated record.
CAACACUGGUCAUGAGCACUUACGGUUUGUAGCAGAAAAUAACAAAAUAUUAUAAUUAAAUUUGUUUACUACACAUAACAAUAUCAGCCAACAUAUUAAAGGAGCGAGAGCGUGUUUCGUAUUUGAUUUUCGUUUGUCACACGAGAAAUCACAACCAAGCACAACAACAACCACAACAACACCUGAAGAAUUAGCAAACAAACAAAAACAAACUGACAAAACGCAAAAACAACGAAACCCUUUCCACAACAGCUAGAAAAAUGGCCAAAAUGUACGGAAAGGGUAAGACGGCCAUCGAAUCGGAGGAGCAACAAAAACGUCGCUGGCAAAUUGAACUAGAGUUUGUUCAGUGUCUCUCCAAUCCCAAUUAUCUCAACUUUCUGGCUCAGCGUGGUUACUUUAAGGAUCCAUCGUUUAUCAACUACCUCAAGUAUUUGCAGUACUGGAAGGAGCCCGAUUAUGCCAAGUAUUUGAUGUAUCCCAUGUGCCUAUACUUUCUUGAUCUACUGCAAUACGAGCACUUUCGUCGCGAGAUUGUAAAUAAUCAGUGCUGCAAGUUUAUCGAUGAUCAGGCAAUACUUCAAUGGCAGCAUUAUACUCGGAAGCGCAUUAAGCUCAUCAAUUCGGUGCAAGAGAAUGCAGCGGCAGCAGCUGUUGCUCAACAACAACAACAGCAGCAGCAACAACAACAACAACAAAAUCAACAGGAGCAACAACAAAGCAAUGGGGGCGGCAUUAUAGCGCCAAACGAAGCAUCCACGGUUACAGGCACAGAGGCAGCUAAUCCGCAACAACAGGCGACUCUACAGAACGGAGACAGCAGCUGCUCAACACAAGCCUCACAACAGCAACAUCAGCAACAACAGCAGCAACAACAACAACAAUUGACACAGCGUGAACCAACGCAGGCUCAAACUCAGGGUUCUACUGUUUCCCAACAGCAGCAGCAGCAACAACAACAACAACAACAACAACAACAAAUCAAUGGCCUUGCCACAAGUGGCAACAUAAAAUUAGAAUUAAAUUAGCAAACGGCUAAAAGAGCAUUAAUAAACUAAACUAAGCGAAAGAUAAGAGAAACUACAA